This is a messenger RNA of Drosophila montana, 686 nucleotides long. RefSeq names its product small lysine-rich protein 1. The record is from RefSeq and is a predicted model, not a curated record. Bases 8 to 277 code for a protein of 89 amino acids. NCBI's taxonomy places the organism in Eukaryota, Metazoa, Arthropoda, Insecta, Diptera, Drosophilidae. The transcript is spliced from 2 exons.
AUUUCAAAUGGCCGGCAAAAGUAAAAAGAAACGAAAUAGCAAAGAUUCUACAUCGAGCAACGCGGGAAGUGGCGAAGGCGAUGAUAAGAAAAAGAAGGAAGGCGUUGGUGGCAGUAAGAAAAAAGGUGGAGUGGGCAAGUCCAUUGGCUGUGAUAUAUUCAAUGAUGCCGCAAUGGAGAAUGCCUACUAUGUGUGCCACAAUGUGCAGGACGUGCUAAAAACUCGUGGUUUUCCUUGGCCGGAUGGACAAAAGAAAAAGAAAAAGGGCAAGCGUUGAGAAACACUAUCAAAUAUAAAUAUGAAUCUAGUAUGACUGUAUUGAUUUAUUUACAAAACUAACAACAAUAUGUAAAAUUCAUUCGAUUGAGAUUUCAUACACACCUUUCAUUCACAAAUACGGCUCAACUGCACGAUUGUAAAAGGGCAAAAAUAUUUGUACCUGUGUUUCUAUUUAUACCAGUCCAAACCAAGUCGUCAUCAUCAAUUUAGAACCAAAAACAAUUUCUCAAAGCGCAGUCAACGCAACGCCAAACGUCAGCAUCAACACUUUCUAGAACAAACGUCAAAAUCUCCAAAAUACGAAACCAUAUCAAAAUUGUCGGCGUGUGAAAAUUACAUAUAACAAAAAGAAAAAAACAAAACACAUUUAGACUCGUUUUGUAGAAUUGCCAAAAAAUCUGUGAAGG